Entamoeba dispar SAW760 is the source of this 393-nucleotide messenger RNA. RefSeq names its product heat shock transcription factor, putative. Bases 1 to 393 code for a protein of 130 amino acids. Gene Ontology annotation, biological process: regulation of DNA-templated transcription. The transcript has 2 exons. Lineage: Eukaryota; Evosea; Mastigamoebida; Endamoebidae. The record is from RefSeq and is a predicted model, not a curated record. Gene Ontology annotation, molecular function: sequence-specific DNA binding; DNA-binding transcription factor activity.
AUGGAAACAGCUACUGAAGCAAAUAACGAUUUUGAUUCUGAUGUUCCUCUUCCAUUAGAUGGUGCAGAAUUAACUACUCCAAGAGGAAAUUCAGUUGUUUCAUUUGUCUCAAUUUUAUAUUCAAUGGUAGAUUGUAAAGAAAAUUCCCAAUAUAUACGUUGGUGUGAAAAAGAUCAAGGACAUUCAUUUGAAAUACUUGAUGCAGUAGCAUUUUCAAAAGAGAUAUUACCGAAAUAUUAUAAACAUACAAAUUUUUGUGGGUUUAGUCGACAAUUAUCAUUGUAUGGAUUUAAAAAAGUUUGCGAUCCUUUUACUCUAAGAAACUUAAAAUUUGAAUAUUCUCUUUUUGUCUACACGUUGUUUUUUGAACGUUCUACACAGUUAGUCGUUUAA